GCCCCGAGGUCAAGCAGAGACGCGCGCAGCCGCCGCUGCUUGGGGUCCGGUCAUGUGGGGCUGCCGCGGGCUGAGCUGCGCAGCCCGGGUUCUGCUUGGUGUCCCGCGGGCGGCCGGGGGCUGGACCAGCGGCCGCCGCCCGCUGCAGCCUGUAAAUGUGAUCUUUCGAAAUCUUGACACUGCUGCUGAUUGUAGUCUUUCGUAUAAAGAACUCAAAGGCUUGCUAAAAUCCCAAACAACUCUUAUUGAUGUUCGAGAGAAGUGGGAAAUUGGACAGUUUGGAAAAAUUCCUGGAUCCGUCAACAUACCAUUGGGUGAGGUUGUGGAAGCUCUGCAGAUGAACCCAAAAGACUUUAAAGAACGGUACAAUCAAGAUAUGCCUGCUAAAUCUGACCAUCUAGUCUUUUCCUGCAUGGCAGGAGUGCGAAGCAAGAAGGCAUUGGAUAUUGCUAUGUCUUUGGGCUUCAGCAGAGUUCAGCACUAUGCUGGUGGCUUGGAGGAGUGGGCAAAAUAUGAAUCGCCAGAGAAAAAACAAUGAAGAUAAAUUUUGGAAUAUAAGCCUUGUUAUAUAGUACUAGCCUUGUGUAAAUUUCAGGACACUAUCUUGUAUGAAAUAAGAUUGAGAAUGUAGUCUGAAGGAGAAUGAUUGUUUAUAUAUGUAAAGUUAAUACACUGUUAAAUAUACUGGUUAUCUUGAAUUUAAAUUGAUUGAGAGUCGAAGAUUACAUGAGUAGACUGUUCAUUCUCCUUUGGUCAUAUGUUAAAAUUACUGUGGAAUUACUCCAUGAAGAAAACUUAACGUAAAGCUAAGGACUUCAAUGUAAAAACUGAACAUGCUGUACUAAAAUAUAUACAUAUACAUCAUAGUAAUGUGUAUAACAGGGGAUCAUGAUUAAACUUAGUGAUGAGUAAGACUUUAUACAAGUCAUUUUGUUAUAUAUUCCUCUUGGCACAGUUAUCUAGAAACAUGUCAGAUUGCAGUUAUGUUAAUUGGGUUAGAAUGAUACUUUGCAGAUAAGUACCAAUUUAUUCUGAGUAUAGCAGCUGUUCUUAACCUGUCUGUCUUGUCAGGAGGGCAAAUAGGAAGGGAGGAACAGAUCCUGCAAACACAAGAGGUGACACUCUCAAAUUUGACUGCAAAAUGUAAUGAGUCUGGCUAUAGGGAGCUAUGCCUGGGUACUUCAAGAAAGGGAGAGAGCCCACGUGCUGCACAGCUACGGUCAGGCUGCCAAUGGCAUCAAGGCACAUAAAUAAGCAAUGCUGCCAGGGAAGGGGCUAAGCUGCAACAUGAAACUUCGCUGCACAAAUGCCUCAAUAUCCACAAGCUUCCCAAUGAAUCUUGGGACAUUUGCACAAUUACAGUAUUGUGUCCCCUGAUCCGACUACAUGCUGCUGUCCUCACAUCGGGGAUGAUGCAUCAGAAAAAUCCACACAGUAAGCCACAAAGAAUUUUAUAAAUUCAUUUUCCCUUCCCAUGGAGUUUUUCUGCAGGAAAGAAUGGUUGGGCCAUGUGACCAGAAAGAGAAAUCAAGUGAGAUUUAGAAAAGGAAAAAAAAAAAAAAAAAGUUAACUGAUAAGUGCCUAAAGAGACCUUAUAAAUGGAAGCUUUCAAAUGAAGCAUUUUAAAGAAAAUUAUUAGGUUGUUUAGCUCCAAUGUUUCACAAAAAUCUAAUACUAACAAGCUUUUUCACAACCAUUUCAAAAACUUGAUUUAAAAAUGAAAACAUUUCUGUUUAAAGUUGAAAUAUUUUUCUUAAUAGAUUAUAACACAAACAUAGCUUUUGUGCUAGUGCAUGAAAACCAAAAGGAAACUAGUCUACUCCAAGGGGAGCAUAAAUUCUAGUAAACAUCCACAAUCUUACAGAUGAGAGUGGUCACAAACAUCCUUCUUUGGAUAAUGGUAAGAGCUGAUUAAAAAAACCUAACUUAAAAAGUAUGUAACAAAACAAGUGACUGUGUCAUUCAUUUAAUCAGCCGGUAAUCUUCACCAGAAAAUGAAACUAACUAGUCUGUUGUUUUCUUUGUCCAAGAGGAGUGAAGAACUAAAAGCAACAUCAAUGGAAAAAGUUAGAUUUUUAAAAUAUUUCAGUGUUCAUAAAUCUAAAGUAAUCUAAGUAACAUAAACAAGGAAAUAUGUGAUUGUUAACUUAUCAGUAUCCUUUUAAAUCUUGUUGGAUUACAAAAUUAGAGUAUUAUUUUAUUUUGUCCUCAAGGAACUUUAGGAUAGUUAAACACGAGUACUCAUUCAGUUAUUUUGUACUAUAUGAGUGUUAAUACAGCCUAAUUAUUUGUGACCAGAUUUUACAGAGUACUUUAAUCUUGGUAAUUGUAAAUAAGAAUAGCUAUGCCAAAGAGAAAUGCACCCGAGCAUACAAAUGGGGGAUGGCAAACUAGAGUGAACUCUGUAAGUGCCCUCAAAAAAGUCACUAACCUUUCUGCCUCGGUUUCUCCUCCCAGACAACUGAGAAACUACUACAUUACCUACUUUACAGGAUGGUUCAGAGAGCGUAUUUAAAUCGCACUUUGCACAAAGUGCUAGUUUAAGAGUCUCUUCUCCCUUAGGGCUUUGUCCUGCAAGAUACUUAAAUGCAGGGCCAGCUUUAGGAAGCACGGGGCCCAAUUCGAACAGUUUCGACGGGACCCCAGCAGGGAUGACUAAAAAAAAAAAAACCACCACCACACACAUGUAAAAAAACACAUGGGGCUUGUAUUCACCCGGCGGUGCUCUGAGUCUUCGGUGGCAGGUCCUUCACUCACUCCAGGUCUUCGGCAGCACUGAAGGACCCGCUGCCAAAGUGCCGCUCAAGACCCAGAGCAAGCGAAGGACCCACCACCAAAGUGCUGCUGAAGACCCGAAGCACCGCCAGGUAGGUAAAAAUUAAAAUGGCGCCCCUAGCCAGAGAAGGGAUUCUCACUGGGCGUGAGGCCCUCUUAGGCGCGGGGCCCAAUUCGGGUGAAUUGGUGGACUAGGCCUAAAGCCGGCCCUGCUUAAGUGUUCUGAUCCUUAUGACACGAAGCACUUAAGCCCGGAUUUUUAAAGAUAUUUAGGCAUUGCUGUGCUAAGCAUUGCAAUGCCUAACUGAUUUAGAAGCCUAGUUUCAUUUUCAAAAGUGAUUUUGGGUACAUUAACGCUGGGGAAAAAAACACAACCCUGCAGCAGUGAGUCUCAGAGCCUGGAUCAACUGACUUGGUGACAGGGGUGGAUCUCAGAGCCCAGGCUCCAAUCUGAGCAGGAACAUCGACACUGCUACUGUCAGCCCCCUAGCACAAGCCCAAAUCGGUUGACUCGGGUCUGAGACUCACUGCUACACUUUUUGCUUUUUUUCCUGCAGUGUGGAUGUGCCCUAAAUCACUUCUAAAAAUGAAACUUAGGCAUUGCAAUGCUGAGUACAGCAACACCUACAUUUCUCUGAUUUUUAAAGGUAUCUCAUUGCUCCAACAGGACUAUUCUGGUGCUUAAAUGUCAGGGUCGGAGUGUUCAGCACCUUGCAGGAUUAAGUCCUAAAUAACUCCACAUUCUAACCUUUAAACUUCUACAUAUAAAUUUACUUCUUUUUUUGCCCUCUUCCUUUUGUCUUUACAGAAACUUCCUGAAAAUAUGGAGGAAGCCUACUGAAAUGUCAUAACAUAACUGAGAAAUACAUAUGCCGCUAGUUUAUCUAUAAAACCCCUCGUAUAACUAAGAAUACAGCUAAUCUGAAUAAUAUAUAAAAGAUUACUUAAAGUUACAUGUUAAAUAGGUUGAGAGAAUGUAUAUAAGAUGUUAAUGAGAUAUUUUAAGCAACUGAAACGUGAAUUCAGACAUGAAAAUACAGUAUGGGUUAAACAGCUAAGCUAAAAAUAAAACCAUUUUACCAUUAGUAAAGAA
Molecule: messenger RNA, 3868 nt
Organism: Gopherus flavomarginatus (Mexican gopher tortoise)
Lineage: Eukaryota; Metazoa; Chordata; Testudines; Testudinidae
Gene: TSTD3
Product: thiosulfate sulfurtransferase like domain containing 3
Exons: 5
Coding region: 53-538 (161 amino acids)
Cellular component (GO): mitochondrion
Molecular function (GO): thiosulfate-cyanide sulfurtransferase activity
Source: RefSeq, a predicted model, not a curated record